Messenger RNA from Aspergillus puulaauensis, 876 nucleotides. RefSeq lists its product as uncharacterized. The coding region runs from base 1 to 876 and encodes 291 amino acids. NCBI's taxonomy places the organism in Eukaryota, Fungi, Ascomycota, Eurotiomycetes, Eurotiales, Aspergillaceae. The record is from RefSeq and is a predicted model, not a curated record. The transcript has 2 exons.
AUGAGAGUCCCUCUUUUCUUCCUGUUUGCUCUCUGUAUAUCGAAAGCAGCCGCUUUCGGUCUCUACGGCUGCUACGAGCGCCUUCUAUACUGGCAAGCGUACCAAAUGGACGAGGGUUCCAAAAAGCAGAAGAUCGCACCGGCCUGUGCCCGAGAUCCAAAAACUGCUCAGGCAGUUGGCCCGGUCACAGGAGGGCGCUGUAACCUACGUCAAUUUCUCUACUACAUCACAAGCGACGAAGCCGAGAAGGGAUUCAUCGCGGACAAGAAUAAUCUUAAGGAUGCGGACCUGGCCAAGGAGAAAACCGAUCUCGACGAAGUUGCCAAGAAGAUGUACCACGCUCACGUUGGGAAAACUUACAAACAGGGCUACAUCUACCAGGGUCUGAGCUCGAAUUCUGGGAUCAAUGAGGUUAUUGAUAAUGUUGCUGGAUUUAUCCAGCAGCGAGGUUGGGACAAUGGGGAUCGCAAGCCGGCCCAAGAAUUGUUCGAUCAAGCUGAAAAGGCCCGAAGCCGAGUCGAGUUUGGGCGGAAGGCCACCAUGUUCCGAGAUAUAGGAGCUGAGAUUCGGAAGAAAUACGAUCGAGAGGUUUGGGAUAAGCAGCCAAAGAAUAAAAACGGGGAAAUCAACAAGUACGCCCCCAAGGUUGAUGAGGGACUGGUCAGGGAGAGAAUAAUAAUCCCCCCAGGAGCCACCGAGGGGUGGAUCUCCUGCCAGCCGGAGGCUGCACAGAACUCAAUCAACGCCGCUGGCAAGGGCCCGGUGGACUUGAAGGAGGAGUUCGUUCAGCCUUGGAAACACAAGGAUGACGCCCACCAGAUGAACAUCCAGGCAGCGAAAAAUGCAAAGGCCAAAAUCACCGAGUGUCGAGCGUGA